ACCAGGCAAAGACUUUCACAGAACUCUCUUGACAUCAAAGUUCUUUUCUUACAUCCUUGCCCUCUGACUCCGUGAAAAUGAAAAUUGACAUUCAUUGUCAUAUUCUACCAAAAGAAUGGCCAGAUCUAAAGAAGAGAUUUGGCUAUGGAGGCUGGGUGCAGCUCCAACACCACCGCAAGGGAGAAGCAAAGAUGCUGAAAGAUGGAAAGGUCUUCAGAGUGAUCCAAGAGAACUGCUGGGAUCCACAAGUCCGUCUUAGAGAAAUGAACCAAACAGGAGUGACUGUUCAAGCCCUUUCCACAGUUCCUGUCAUGUUUAGCUACUGGGCCAAACCUCAGGACACUUUAGACCUGUGCCAGCUUCUGAACAAUGAUCUCGCUGCCACAGUGGCAAACCACCCCCGGAGAUUCGUGGGUCUGGGGACUUUGCCCAUGCAGGCUCCCGAGCUAGCUGUCCAGGAGAUGGAACGCUGUGUGAAGGAGCUGGGCUUUCCUGGGGUCCAGAUCGGCUCCCACAUCAAUGACUGGGAUCUGAAUGCACCCGAACUCUUUCCUGUCUACGCAGCAGCUGAAAAACUGAAUUGUUCUAUUUUCGUGCACCCCUGGGACAUGCAGAUGGAUGGAAGAAUGGCCAAGUACUGGCUCCCUUGGCUAGUAGGAAUGCCAGCAGAGACUACCAUAGCUAUUUGCUCCAUGAUCAUGGGUGGUGUGUUUGAGAAGUUCCCUAAGCUGAAAGUGUGUUUUGCACACGGAGGUGGUGCCUUUCCCUUCACAGUGGGUAGAAUCUCCCAUGGAUUUUCUGUACGUCCAGAUCUGUGUGCUCAGGAUAAUCAAAACAAUCCAAAGAAAUACCUUGGUUCCUUUUACACAGACUCCUUGGUUCAUGAUCCUCUUGCUCUCAAGUUAUUAAUUGACAUUAUGGGAAAGGAUAAAGUAAUUCUGGGAACUGAUUAUCCUUUUCCACUGGGUGAGCUGGAACCUGGGAAAUUAAUAGAGUCCAUGGAAGAAUUGGAUACAGACACAAAGGAUAAACUCAAAGCCGGCAAUGCUCUAUCAUUUUUGGGCCUUGAGAGAAAACAAUUUGAAUGAUUGAAUUUAAUAUUAACUUUCAAAAAGCUAUUUUACU
Suncus etruscus (white-toothed pygmy shrew) is the source of this 1125-nucleotide messenger RNA. It is a transcript of the gene ACMSD, whose product is annotated as aminocarboxymuconate semialdehyde decarboxylase. The record is from RefSeq and is a predicted model, not a curated record. The transcript has 10 exons. Lineage: Eukaryota; Metazoa; Chordata; Mammalia; Eulipotyphla; Soricidae. Gene Ontology annotation, molecular function: carboxy-lyase activity; hydrolase activity. Gene Ontology annotation, cellular component: cytoplasm; cytosol. Gene Ontology annotation, biological process: secondary metabolic process. Bases 78 to 1088 code for a protein of 336 amino acids.